Messenger RNA from Puma concolor (puma), 2475 nucleotides. Lineage: Eukaryota; Metazoa; Chordata; Mammalia; Carnivora; Felidae. The record is from RefSeq and is a predicted model, not a curated record.
AUGGACAAAACGGAUUUUCGUUUCAUGGACUUUAAAGAAGUUGUUGAAAACCUGAUUGUAAGAGAUAAUUCACCUAGCAUACCUGAGGCAAUUGAAAGACUCUUCAAUGACAUAGGAAAUAUCAACAGGGAUUCUAUGGCUGAAAUACAGGAUGCUCAGGUUGAAGAAAUGGCAGUAAACCUAUGGAACUGGGCAGUUACCAAGAGAGUAGGUUCAGUUAUAAGUGAAGAGCAGAAAGCUAAAUUACGGCAUGUUGCUUGCAAGUUGGUGUGUAUGUGUGAAGGCUCAACUGCUUCAGAAGAUGCUAUUCGAAGACAGAUUUUGACUGGAUAUCUUCAUAUUCUCUGUUACAACUUUGGAAUAGAAGCCUACAAGCAGUAUAAAUAUGAUGAAAGUUCUUUCUGGCUUAGCCAAAGCUAUGAUAUUGGGAAGAUGGAUAAGAAUACUAUUGGGCCAGAAAUGCUGGCUAAAGUUCUUCGGUUACUAGCCACUGCUUAUUUGGAUUGGAAUGACAGAGAAUAUUGUGAUAAGGCUCUCCAUGCUGUAAACCUAGCAAACAAGGAACAUUUAAAUCCAGCUGGGAUUUUCCUAAAGAUGAAAAUCCUCUUGAAGAGUGAAACAGCCAAUGAAGAACUCCAUGAAGCUGUCAUGGAAAUACUACAUCUUGACAUGUCUCUAGACUUUUGUCUGAACGUUGCUAAACUGCUGAUGGAUCAUGAAAGAGAAUUUGUUGGGUUUGAUUUAAUGAAGAUUAUCUGUGAGCGUUUUAAGUCAUCAGAAGAUAUUGGAAAAGCUCUACUGCUCCACAUUGACAUGCUUUUACAAAGAAAGGAAGAACUGCUUGCCAAGGAGAAGAUUGAAGAAAUCAUUAUAGGUCACCGAAGAGGAAGAAAACUGAAACCAGAAUUAGUGAGCUGUUUUCACAACAUUCUGUGGCAGAAAGCUGCCAGAAGUUUUGAGGUACAAAAUUAUGCUGAAGCCCUAAACUGGUACCAUUAUUCUCUGAGAUUUUAUGCAAUCGAUAAAACGGAUCUGGACUUGGCCAAGCUGCAGAGGAAUAUGGCUUCCUGUUACCUGCAUUUGAAACAACUUGAUAAGGCUAAAGCAUCAGUGAGAGAAGCUGAACGACGUGAUCCUACAAAUAUUUUCACUCAGUUUUAUAUAUUCAAGAUUGCGGUUUUAGAGCAAAACUCUACCAGAGCUUUGCAGGCAAUUAAUACAUUAGAGAAGUUAAUAACAGGUGUAGUACCAAAAGAGAAUGCGCUACGUAUGGACAAAGAUUCACCUGUCACGCUUCUCAGUUUAGUUGCCCAAUUUGCUCUAGAGAAUGGACAACAAAUUGUGGCAGGAAAAGCUUUGGAAUAUUUAGCUCAAUAUUCAGAAGACCCACAACAAGUCCUUUUGGCUUUAAAGUGUUUGUUUUGUCUGGCUCUUCCAAAAGUUUCUCAGAUGUCAGAAUCUGAAAGCAGGAAGAAAGAAAUGGAUCGACUUUUGGCUUGCUUGAAUAAAGCAGUCCUGAAAAUUGCUCAUUCUUUUCAUGACGGGAACUCGACUGAAGACUCAACGGUUAAUGAAGCUCAGUGGUUUCGAAAAAUAGCUUGGAAUUUGGCUGUGCAGUGCAACAAAGACCCAGUGACAAUGAGAGAGUUUUUCAUCCUUUCUUACAAGCUGUCCCGGUUUUGUCCUUCUGAUCAAGUAAUUCUGAUUGCACAGAAAACAUGUUUACUUAUGGCAGCUGCAGUUGAUCUAGAGCAAGGGAGAAAAGCUUCAACAACUUCUGAACAGACCCAGCUACUGAAUCAUGCACUUGAGGAGAUAAAUGAAUGCAAACACAUCUGGAAUAUUCUGAAAGAAACAGGGAACUUCUCAGGUGAUCCAUGUGAGACACUGCUUCUGCUGUAUGAGUUUGAAGUUAAAGCCAAAAUGAAUGAUCCAUUACUUGACAGUUUCCUGGAAUCACUGUGGGAACUGCCUCAUUUGGAAAGUAAAACAUUUGAAACAAUUGCCUUGUUAGCAGUGGAAAAGCCUGCACACUAUCCUUCCAUUGCUCUGAAGGCCUUGAAUAGGGCUUUAUUGCUCUACAAAAAGAAACAAUCAAUUGAUGCUGUGAAAUACAGCAAAUGUGUGCGAAACUUGAUUAACCUCUUGGUGCCAGAUGGGGUGCCAAGUACAGAACUCUGUCCCCCAGAAGAAAUUUGGGGUUAUUUUGAAGAUGCUCUGAGCUUUAUUAGCCACACCGAAGACUACCCAGAAUCAGAGACUCUCUGGCUGAUGGUCAAGUCCUGGAAUAUUGGGAUAUAUAUGUACGGCGGAAAGAAGUAUGUAUCUGCAGAAAAGUGGUGUGACCUUUCACUGCGUUUUCUUGACCACCUUGGCUCCCUCAAGAGAAACUAUGAAACUCAGAUGAAUACUCUGUAUGGCGAGCUGGUGGAAGCAUUAAGCAAAAGCAAGGGCUCAGUUUUCAACGAAGAGUGA